Amphiprion ocellaris (clown anemonefish) is the source of this 5933-nucleotide messenger RNA. RefSeq names its product G patch domain-containing protein 8. Lineage: Eukaryota; Metazoa; Chordata; Actinopteri; Pomacentridae. The transcript is spliced from 4 exons. The record is from RefSeq and is a predicted model, not a curated record. Bases 779 to 5017 code for a protein of 1412 amino acids. Gene Ontology annotation, cellular component: nucleus.
GGAGAGAGAGGAAGAGGGUGAGGGAGCGAGGAGAGAGAGAGGGAGAGGGAGAGAGCGUGUUUCUCAGAAAGAAUCUGAACCACUUCAGCACCGCCUGCGCAGGAGCCAGAUAAUAACUAACAGGACCCGCUCUGGAUGGAUUUAGCGUCCCUCCCACCUCGCUCCGCCGAAUUCCAUUCACAAGACAGGUGAUUGUAAAGCCAAUCAAUAGAGAGGAGAGGAGGAGGAAGGGGGAGAAAAAGAAGGGUCAGAUGUUUUCCCUUUGCUGUCCUCUUCGACACCUGCGAGAGCUUUUCCCCUUUUCUUCAACUCAGACUGGGGUGUCUUGGCUGAGGCUGCGCACACUUUCCAGACUGGACUGAGAAAAAGACGGAGAAAGGAGGGGUAAGAGAGGGAGUAAACGGGAGAGAGAAAGAGUGUGAAACAGAGACUGGAUGGAUCCCCGUCUUCCUCUGGCACUCCACAGGCGCUCAUUCAUUUAUUUGAGCCUGGCCGACGACAGCAUGCCAAACGCGGAGUCCAGCGGCUCAGCUCGGUCAGUAUAGCUCCCCCCUUCUCCCCAUCUGUCUCCACUUCUCACAUCACAGGUGUCCCACAGAGCGAUUGUCCUUUUUUUUCCUUUCUUCCCCUCCUCUCAUGCAGACUUCCACACAGAGGACAGGAGUGACGCGUACUCCGUCACCGUUUCCUUACCUGCGCAGCAUCCGCGCCAAGAUUCCAACUCGGGCGCCCCAGCGUCGACACCGAGGACCGGCGUUUUGAAGGAAAAGCCCGCUUCAUGGGCCCCAAACCUCGUGAGGGCCCCGGAAUGGCGUGCAGCGCGUGUUACUACCUGGUUAUCAGCUCCACACACCUGAGCAAUGGACACUUUCGGCGCGUCAAGGGGGUCUUCAGGGGACCUCUGUGUCCAGCUGCAAGCAGCGAUUCCCCGGAAUGUGCGGAGAGGGCUUUGGGCUGCUCAGCGGAGGAUCUGAAGGCUCUUUUCUACUGUGAGCUGUGUGACAAGCAGUACCUCAGACACCAGGAGUUUGACAACCACAUCAACUCCUACGACCACGCACACAAACAGAGGCUGAAGGAGCUCAAGCACAGGGAGUUCGCUCGCAACGUGGCCUCCAAGUCGUGGAAGGACCAGCGCAAACAGGAGAAGGCUCUCAGGCGCCUGCACCAGCUCGCACAGCUGCAGCAGGAAGCUCAGCGAGUCCCGAGAAGGGCGUAUGGAUUACGACGUGCAGCCAGAGCUGUAAGCCAGCAGCGAGAUAAAACUGUGGACCAAAGAGAGCACAGCCCCGAAGACAAACCUGAGCCCUGCAUCCGCCCCCAGCGACCCCCCGCCGCUCAGCCCAGGACGACUCCACCAAACCGCCAGUCAGAAGAUCAAUGCCAAUCUCUUUCCCAAAUACCGCUAGCCACUGCUGCAGCAGAGUCCCCGCUAAUCACUCCGACAUCCGAUACAGACCCUCCUGCAGUGAACCCCCAGUCGCUCCGCAGCUUGUAUCCCCAGCUGCCUCUCGCUGCUCAGGGGAGAGUGGGAGGCAGGCUCGGAGUGUCCUUCUGCAUCUCACGCCGGGGGCCUCGGCUGGAGCCUUCUGCCUCUGUCUUCUCGGACUUGGAAGAAGAGGAGAGGGAGAAGAGGGAGCAAAUGAAAGAGAGAAUAAAGGGAAUAAUGGAGGAUAUCGACAGAGAAAUAGGGGAAGCAGAUGAGAGGAAACACUGUGAGAGUGAGAAGGACAAGUCCGGCUCUGACAGCGUUUUACUGAGCGACUCGCGGCCAAUCCCCACAGAGAUGGCAGGAGAAGAGGAACAGAUCGAAAAAAGAGACUCUGUGAAAGAACACUUUGCUAUUUCUGCAGCAGCACCUGAUAAUCAGAGGCAUGAUUCACUCUUCCCGCCCUCACAGACCCAGGUGACCAUAUGGGACGCAGCACUAGCGGUGGCACACAUGGACACCAAACAAACUGACGACGAGGCAGAGAGGAAGCAAGAAGCAGAGCAGGAGAUGGAUUCAAGCCGGUAUGUGUGUGUGCAGGGGAAGGACGGCUCUACCCGGCUGAGAUGGCCUGUCAGCUUGCUUAAGUUCACCAAGUCUCAACCGCACAUCUCCUACAGCUGCAACCCGCUCCACUUGCACCUCCAACGACCAGAAAAACUCGAUGUGCGAGAGUCACAACAAAAUCAGCUGUGUGCUCUUUCAGGUGAAUCAAACCCGGCUAGUCUUACACCAGACGCCUGUUCACAAAGACAGACAAGACACGAGCUGAGAGAACACAGACCAAAAAAAGCUGGAGAGAUUUCCAAGGAAGAGCAACGUAUCGAUGUGGAGACAGAAGCACACCUGUUCCUCAAGAACAAAAAACUUUCAUCAUCAGACACAGGCCCAGAGAGAGGGGGAUGCAUGCUAAGUAUGGAGAACUGUGCGAGGGCAGCCUCCCAUCCAUUUGACCCCACUCAUAGUGACAGCUCUGACACAAACUCCCAGAAUCCUCUGGGAGGCAGAUUAGAGGGUGCGAGAGGGAUCAGGGAGAGAGCCAUCACAGCCCUGAGCUGUAAAUUAGAGUCUGUCACCCAGACUGGCACACAGGGGAUGUGCAUCAGCCCGUCCAGGUGUGAGUGUGGGAGUGAGACAAUGUGCAAGUGUGUCGGGCCUCUGCAGCCGAACGUGGGCGUCUCAGAAGUGUCACGCAAAAAGAAGAAAGCCAGCGCAAAGAAACACAAGCUGGGAAAAAGGAAGAGGGGCGAGAGGGAAAAGGCUUCAAACAAGCGCCAAUCAGCGAGGUGCAAAGUGAGGAGCGUCGUCUCCACGGUCUCCACUGGAGGAGAGACGAGAGGAGACGCUGGAGCGAGGUGGGGGAAGAAAAGGAGGCAAAGAGAGGCGGGGGUGAGGAGGGUGAGGAGGGUGAGGAGGGUGGGGAGGGUGGGGAGAGCAGGGAGCAGCUGUCUCCUGGGGAGAUGUGAGGCUGAGCCAGUAUCUGUCUCUGUCAGGAAGAGGAGGCCUCAUAGGAGCCACGGCGCUGAAUGCCAGUCACAGGCAGAACACUCCAGCGCCUACUCCCAGCUCAGCAGACUCACAGCAGACAGAGAUACCGAGGGGGAGGGAAAGCGAGACGCGGUGACUUUUCCCUGGCGGUCUCACUUCUCCUUGCACUCCUUCUCACCAGGAUGUAACUCAAAGCUGUUUUGGGAAAGAGGUCACCAUAGCAACCCCAGGAGUUUCAUUGACUGCUGUUACCCUGACAACAGCUGUGGUAGCAGCCCAGUGAAAAAGAGAAAACUCCUCCACAGGGACAGGAAAUUCAUUCAUAGUAAGAGGAAGAGGCACUGCGAAGUCUGGGAGGAGAGGGGAAGGAGAACGGGCGGUGGCAGAGAUACAGAGACAGAGCAGUGGGAGUGGAUGAGAGGGAGCUGCCCCGGGGGCACUGAGGAGGGCAGGUCAAGGACUGGGUGGAGCUCGAGUAACAGAGCAGUGGAGUGGGAUCAAGCGGCGAGGCUCAGCCCCAGUCCCAGCAGCUGGGGCAGGAGGCACAGACACCUCAGCACUGAAGACGCAGACUGGGACAGAUGCAGCGUGGACAGAUGGACGUGGGGCAGCAGUGACAGCUGGGAGGACAGGGGGACGCACCGGUCCAUGUCGGGCUCCAGGACAGGCGCCGACAGCCGAGACAGCCCAGGCGGCGUUCGGAGAUGUGCCAGACGCUCAAGUUCGAGACACUUCUCCAGUCCGGAGUGGUGGACGAGCCGACAGACCUACAGCUGCCAGGGCGCCAUGAACACGCAGGGCAGCAGGAGCCACAGUCCCCGAUCCUGCAGCCCCUGCAGCAGCACCAGCAUGUCGGAGCUGAGCUGGGAGUGGAGCCGGAGCAGCACCUGCUCAGGAGUCACCUCCUCCAGGGCUGCCGAGGCCCCUCAGGAGGCGAAAAAGCACAGCAGCCCCACGUCCACUUCAUCUGCACUUUCCUCCAGCCCCUGCUCUCAUUCUUCUCUCUACACAUCCACUGUUGUUCCCUCAGCUCAAAGCCUCAAUGUGGACAAUCGUGGUCCUUCCCUGUCAAAGGAGGCCUCCUCUGGCCCCGUCACCACCAGCAGCUCAGACACAACUCCUCCAGAACUUAAGACUCUCCCACAGAAACCGGCUCGGACUUUGCUUCUCCCUCUCAUAGGAAAGCUACCUGCAAUCCAGAGAAAGGCUCGGAGUAAAAAGCAGGAAAAGAGUCAGGAAAAGGAGAGAGAGGAUGAAGAGGAAGCUAAAGACUCAAACCCGAGCAGAACGCCAAAUCCCUGUCCGUCGCAGGUUUGGACUGACGACAAGCAGACAGGUGCAGAGGCAGCUCCGCCGAUCAGCUUUACCGCCGAGGAAAUGGACAAAUACCGACUCCUGCAAGAGCAAGCCAGAGAGCACAUGCAGAAAGUCCUGGAAAAGACGCAAGAAAGUGCAGAUACACACACAUGCACGGACUACAUGCACAAAGCACACACAGAAAGUUGUGGGAUUUCAGAGGAACAGUACACACCUGCACCUUUGCACAACCCCGCACAGCCUCAAACCCAGUUAAUUCGCACCGACACCAUGCAAAGACAGCACAGCCUCCAGGUCCCGCUUCCACACGUGACCCAGCAGGAGAGCUUCACUCAGCCCAUGGCCCUGGGCGUCCACAGCCUCACCCCUCUCCCUCCGUCCGCCCCCCUCUCCAGCCUCCAUCAUAUCAUUUUACAGCACACAGCCCUCUCCUCCUCCUCGGCUCCCAGCUCGCCCUCAUCUCCCGCCAUCCACCCGCACCUGGCUCAGAUUCCUCACCCACCGCUGCCACCUCGCCACUUCCCUCAUCAUCUCCACCUCUCCCCCUUCUCCCUCUCCUCCCUGUUUCCCUCCAUCCUCCUCUCCCACCACCCCAUCCCUCUCCUCCCCCAGUCCCACUCCUUCCACGCCGGCCCACUCGCCCCGGUAGCCCUGCAACCCCUGAACCCGCAGCCUUUCAUGGACAGAUCGUGGCCAGUGAAGUUUCAGCAGAAGGCGUUAUGAUUUUCAGAGCUGCUGCCAUGUUUAUUAAUCUUCCUUGGCAACACUGACCGCUGAGAGAGAGAGAGAGAGAGAGAAGGACUUUUUUUCUGUUUUGAACAAAAGCCUGCUAUUUGAAUUUGGGAUGUGUCAACUCCAACUCUUAUUCACAUAUGCCUUCACACUCACACACACUCGUGCAAACACACAAAACAGCCCAACUAUUGACUGUUUUCAAAUGAAAAUGUGUUUCUCCAUUUAGCCUCUGCUGUGUUGCGGCAGACGGUGGGAAAACAGACUUUGAUCCUUUGCUUUUUCCAUCAUUCUUCAUUCAGGCCCACAAUAAAGGCAAAGGUGCACCUGCUAUUCAAAGACAAGCUGGGCUCGUGUCAUCCUCUCUCUUUCCUUCUGAACCACAGACAGACCAGCUGCCUUUUGAAGUAUCCCUCAUGCCAGGGACAGAGGGGCAAGAGAAAGUGAUAUUACUCUCCCCUUAUCUCCGUUUCAUACAGGUUAUCUGAGGAAGAUUGUGACUCUCAACAUGCAUAAAAAACGUAGCAGGGACUGGGGGCAUCAUAACCUUGGUGUUCACUGUAUUUGUGUGGUUGAUGGAGGUAAUUCUGAUCAGACACACUCACUUGCAGCAGGAGGGACAACAACCUAUUUCCAUAUCUGACAACGUGUAAAGACCUUUUUCUUUGUCUCUAUAAUGUAAAUAUUCUUACAGUGAGUGAUAAUAUUAGAAUGACGGGAAAAUAAUAUAUGAAUUUAACCUUGACCAGUAGUACAAUGCUUAUUCCACACUCUAUGGCGAGAGACAUUUUCCACAAAUUGAUGUGUGGCGUUGGAUUGUUUUUUUAAUUUCCACACAGCAUUUAUCAAGUCAGUGGUUGAGAUGGCUUUGAAUGAAUCUGAUAUAUUCCAUUAAAGCGUGAGUGGA